Molecule: messenger RNA, 780 nt
Organism: Trachemys scripta elegans
Lineage: Eukaryota; Metazoa; Chordata; Testudines; Emydidae
Gene: CENPBD1
Product: CENPB DNA-binding domain containing 1
Exons: 2
Cellular component (GO): nucleus
Molecular function (GO): DNA binding
Source: RefSeq, a predicted model, not a curated record
AUGAUCAUACCAUAUCUCAUUCAAGAGGACAUUUUCUAUGAACUUGAAAUAAGUGGAGUGCCUAGCAGUAGCAGUAAGAAAACCAGGAAAACCAUUAGUUUGGGUACUAAAUUAGAUGUUUUAAGGCGUUUUGAUGCAUGCAAGCAUGCGGUAGACAUUGGCAUCGCUCUAGGUCUUACUCCGACCACUGUGAGAAAAAUUCAGAAUAAUGCCGACAAGAUCAGGGCUAGUGCUCAGUGUGCAACACCACUUAGUGCUACUACAAUAAGUUGAUCAAGAAGUAGUUUGAUGGAAAACAUGGAGUGUCUUCUCUCAGUGUGGAUAGAGGACCAAAACCAGCGGAACAUACCUCUACGUUUGCUAGUGAUACAAUCUAAGGCAAAAAGUUUGUAUAACAAUUUGAAAAGAGAUCAAGGUGAAGGAUCACAGACAGAGACGUUCACAGCAAGUCAGGGAUGGCUUGAUCAGUUCAAGAGGCACUUCCACCUGCAUAACAUCAAGAUGUCCGGUGAGGCAGCUAGUGCAACAGCUAAAAAAUUCUCUGACUAUCUCAAGAAAAUAAUUGAGGAAGGCAGCUAUUCACCUAAGCAAGUCUUCAGUGUCGAUGAAACGGGCCUCUACUGGAAGAGGAUGCAUGAAUGGACUUACAUUUCCCGAGAGGAGAAGACAGCGCCCGGAUUUAAAGCAGCUAAAGACCGCCUAACCUUGCUUCUAAGUGGUAAUGCUGCUGGAGACAUGAAAAUGAAACUGCUGACAGUAUACCACUCUGAAACACCAUGA